GUAUUUUCCACAUACUAGCUCGGAUGGACCGACUGCAGCACAGCGUGAAAACUUUUUCCUGUGGGGCGGUGAUUUCUACGGAUGAAAUCCGCUCAUUUUCUCAGACUUUUCCGCUGUAAAAAGACAAAAUAUCAGGAUUUUCAUUUAUAUUUAGCAAACGGAGCUUUAUAGUAAGGCUAAACACAGGAAAAAAACCUGAAUAUAAUAGUGUCCUUUUAAAUUAUUACACAAACUUUGGUCAGUGUAACAUCGGCUCGGACAAAAAUUGGAUAAAUGUUUUUCUACAUUUAGACAUAAAGAGUUCCUGUGAGGGGGUGACAGCUGUAGCGCUGGACCCCUGGAGCAGAACGGAAUGACGUCACAGACCAGCAGCCCCAGACCCUGCAGAGUUUGACCCGGGAUGGAGCUGAAGGUGUGGGUUGAUGGAGUUCAGCGUGUGGUCUGUGGGGUCACAGAGGCCACAACCUGCCAGGAAGUGGUCAUUGCUCUGGCUCAAGCCAUUGGUCGCACAGGACGCUACACACUGAUUGAAAAAUGGCGGGACACCGAGCGACAUCUUGUUCCUCAUGAAAGUCCAGUGGCCUCUCUGAACACAUGGGGGCAGUAUGCCGGUGACGUGCAGUUUAUCCUACACCGCACGGGCCCCUCUCUCAAUGAGUACCCCCCAACUGAAGGGCUGACUCCUCGGGGCCCAGAGCGUGGCUUACAUCGACAGAGCCUACCACUGAUGGCCAAGCUCCGAGCUCCAGGUGACCGCUCCCUCCGUCGGCGUGAGCCACGGCGCAAAUCUCUGACCUUCACUGGUGUGCCCCGCAGUCUGAGGGACAUCCUGAGUGGAGGCAGGCUCGGUGACAGUAGUGCCAAACAACGAGAGGUUUUAGUGAGAAGUGCCCACAGUUCGCCAUCAAUGUCCCCUCGAUUAUCAGGCAAACGCGUGGAGGAUCUUACCCAACUGGUGAGGCUGCAAAGGGAGACUCUUUCAGUUCUAGACAGCAGGAUUGAGGCAUACGAGGCAGAGCUUCGGAUGUUGACUGAGAAAAGAGUUGGACUAGAGGAUGACGAACUGUAUGUGAAGAUGACAGAGGAGGUUUCAAGGUUGGAAAAGCAGGUGCGAAGGAACAAGGUGGAGAUCGAGGAAGAGGAAUUCUGGGCAACUGAGCUCCAGAUCGAGCGAGAGAGCGAGAGGCAGCUACAGGAACGAAUUCAGGAGUUGAGUAGUCGGCUGCACAGUUGUGAGGUGGAUCUGGAACAGCGGAUGAUGUCUCUGCAGGGUGUAGAGGCAGGGAUAGAGGCUCAAAGGCAGCAUAAAGAGAUCAGAGAGACCCAGCAGGCCAGUGAAGGGGAGGUGAAGGCUAGACUUCAGAGAGUAAAAGCAGAACUCAAGGCUCAGGCUCAGCACACGGCCCAGCUUGAAAACAGCUCAAGAGCAGUGGACCGCUCACUGGCUGAGUCAUGCAAGAGACUGCAGGAGAGUCAGUACGAGCUGGAGCAGCUGACAAAAGAGUUGAGGCAGGUGAACCUUCAGCAGUUCAUCCAACAAACAGGCACCAAAGUUACGGUUCUGCCCGUGGAGCCUGGUGAUGAGGACUCUAGCAACACAACAGGAGAUAAAGACUUUGCUGCAUUAACUGGCUCGUUGAAACGACCAGGUUUAUCUUAUCCAGUGGUUGGAAGCAUCCGUGGACUCCAUAGUCCAAUCUCCUCAGGUUUGAAUCCUGAAGGCAUCUACGUUUGAGGACCAUAAAUCACUUCAGAUUUUUAAAAACCUCUCCAUAUGUUUUUGGCUGAAUUAUUUUUAUUCUUUGCUAUUCUUUAUGCUCAGCAUAAAGGAGAACUAGUGGUAAAACUGCAUACCAUUUUAAAUACAAACAAAAGUAUUCCAAUUUUUUUUUAUAUGUAUAGUAUCAUUGCAGUGUCUACUGUUUGAAAGUGGUACCCGUAGCCUUGUCACAUAACUAUUAGAUGAAGGAUGAAUUACUUUGGAAGUUUAAAUAUAUUUUUGUAUUCUCAUUUUAAUCUCUAAAAUGUUUGUAUGAAUGUGCAACUUUCACAUUUGUGUUUACUGUUAUUAGAGAUCCAUCUGAGAUUUCAAAACCUGUGAUAUUUAGGUUUUUUGGUAUUCUACAUUUCAUACUGUGGUUGAUUUUUAUGUUUAUAUCAAUCUGUAUGAGUGUUUUACUAUGUUGAGCCAAAGACAAUCACCUAUUUUAGUUGCAAUAUGUUACUGCAUGACAAUUUACUUUUGCCAGUGUCAUUAUUGUUGAUAUAUGCAUAAAUUGUUACUGAUGUACAAGUAUUAUUGCUUGAAAUGUACUUUUACUCUUAAAGGGAUAGGUCACCGAAAAUGAAAAUUCUCACCUGUCAUUCCAGACUUGCAAGAAUUUCUUUCUUCUGUGGAACACAUUUUAAAAAAAAUGUAUCAGUGUUUUGAGAGACUUUUCAUUUUGAGUCAACUAUCCCUUUAAUAUUAUUACAUAUAUUUCACAUAAUUUGUUUGAGCCAAAAAUGAAAUCACAGCUGUUUAGCUGACAGUAGUGCCUUACUGAAUUUCAACCAAAGCCAUGUUAGGAUCAACUUUAAUGAUGGUGCAAGCAUGUUAACUCUGUGAAUUAGAUUUUGGUAUUUUCAGUGUAUAUAUACCUAUUAUAAUGUUUUAUGCUUAGAUUUUGCUUAAGUGUUGUCUUGUACUGCAUUUGAUUUCAGUAGAUUUUGGGGAUAUUUAAACUUGUUUUAAAUUGUUUCCGACAUUAUGUGCUGAUUAUCUAUUAUGUACCAUGUAUUUUUUUUGUAAACAGUUCAUAUAAACCCUUAAACAUCUAUAUAUAGUGAUGGGAAUCACAAUUAAACCCAAAUCACCUUA
Ctenopharyngodon idella (grass carp) is the source of this 2860-nucleotide messenger RNA. RefSeq names its product ras association domain-containing protein 8 (gene rassf8a). Gene Ontology annotation, biological process: signal transduction. Bases 401 to 1735 code for a protein of 444 amino acids. The transcript has 5 exons. The record is from RefSeq and is a predicted model, not a curated record. NCBI's taxonomy places the organism in Eukaryota, Metazoa, Chordata, Actinopteri, Cypriniformes, Xenocyprididae.